AAAUAAAUACCAUCGAGAGUUUUUUUUUUUUUUACGCGGAGAGAUCAUUUGCACGGACGGAUCUGCUCUUAGUAUGUAUCGGGAUAUAUUUGCGAACACAGAUUAAUUUGUGGAUCCGUUGGGGAAAUUAGAGUAUAUUGCUGUAAAGCUGUUGGUAACCGCAUUUCGAUGCAUGGCAUUUAUGCAUGUAUUAAAGUUUCAAAUAAAUGUCCAAUCCGCUUGGAAACUGCAGCGCGCGAGCAACUGAUUUAAUUUGCAUUGCACUGGAAUUAAAUUGCAAGCACACAAUUGAAUAUUGUUGCUAUUAUGAGUGUCUGACAAGAUGGCGACUCCCAGAGAGGCAUGAAAAUGGCAUUCUGCAGCAAAUGGGCACUGAGUUUCGAGUGUUAGUCUCUGAAUUUCUGUCUUUGUCUAACUUUCCAGAAUUUUGAGGAGCGUUUUUGAUUUAAGCAUUAGUUAAUUAUUCGCAGCGAUUUCAGUCAUUAACGCUUCCUAUGCAGUUGCGUGUUAAAUGUAUUGUUUUUAUUUGCCGCUCCGCCAUUUUUCAGACUGGCUUUACUUGUUUCAAUAUGGCGACUUCCAUGGGUCGAUACUGUUUCUGCAUCAGGGACAUUUAACUGGAGAAUGUAACUUGGAGUAAAAGGACAUGUCGUCCCCUGGUUCCGUUGUGUCUGGAACCACCGGUGCUCCGCUGCAGCCGCGAUGGAAGCGGGUUCUGGGGUGGUCCGGGCCGGUACCACGACCGAGACACGGACAUAGAGCCGUGGCCAUAAAGGAGCUAAUGGUCGUGUUUGGUGGAGGAAACGAAGGAAUCGUCGACGAGUUGCACGUUUAUAAUACUGCAACAAACCAGUGGUUCAUACCAGCCGUUCGUGGAGACAUUCCUCCAGGCUGUGCAGCUUAUGGUUUUGUAUGUGAUGGUACACGGCUGUUAGUGUUUGGUGGGAUGGUGGAAUAUGGAAAGUACAGCAAUGACCUUUAUGAGUUACAGGCAAGUAGGUGGGAGUGGAAAAAAUUGAAACCAAAGGCCCCUAAAAAUGGUGCACCGCCAUGUCCUCGUCUGGGUCAUAGUUUUUCUCUUGUGGGUAACAAGUGCUAUCUCUUUGGAGGGCUUGCCAAUGACAGCGAAGACCCCAAGAACAACAUUCCCAGAUAUUUGAAUGAUCUUUAUACUCUCGAGCUGCGCCCUGGCUCCAGCGUUGCAGGCUGGGAUGUACCAGUCACAUAUGGAGUUCUGCCACCACCAAGAGAGAGCCACACUGCUGUAAUUUAUACUGAAAAAACUACCAAGAAGUCCCGUCUUAUCAUAUAUGGAGGAAUGAGUGGUUGUCGUUUGGGAGAUCUUUGGACAUUAGAUAUUGACACGCUGACCUGGAACAAGCCUGCAAUAAGUGGCACUGCUCCCCUCCCUCGCAGCCUCCACUCAGCCACUACUAUAACAAACAAGAUGUAUGUUUUUGGUGGCUGGGUUCCCUUGGUGAUGGAUGAUGUGAAGGUGGCCACACAUGAGAAGGAAUGGAAGUGUACUAACACACUGGCCUGCCUGAACUUGGACGCUUUGUCAUGGGAGACUGUUUUGAUGGACACUUUGGAGGACAACGUACCACGUGCACGAGCAGGACAUUGCGCGGUUGCUAUCAACAACAGACUUUAUGUGUGGAGUGGACGUGAUGGGUACCGCAAAGCGUGGAACAAUCAGGUGUGCUGCAAAGACCUGUGGUACCUGGAGACAGAACGGCCUAAUCCUCCUUCACGAGUACAGCUUGUCCGGGCCAACACAAAUUCUUUAGAGAUUAGCUGGGGAGCAGUGUCUACAGCAGACAUGUACCUGCUUCAGCUUCAGAAAUAUGAUAUUCCAUCAGCCACUGCUGCCACCUCACCUGCCCUCAAUGCAGUUCCCUCACUUCCGGGAAACUCUCCCAAAAGUCCAGCACCUGCAGCAGCCGCUCCGUCUGUUCACAGUCUGCCGCAGACUGGCAUCACUCUAGUGCCCCAGGCUGCUUCCCCCACAGCCUCAGUCUUGCCUAACAUGCCUGGAAGUCCCUUGGCUGCCUCAACAGCUCGCGGCCCAGCCAUUCUGAAAGUUGCAGCCCCUCAGUUGGGCACUGGGACAUCAAUUUUCACAGUGCGACAAGCUGCCCAAGCUGGAAAAUCCCCAGUCACGGUGACAUCACUUCCUGCAGGUGUCCGGAUGGUAGUGCCAUCUCAGGCCACUCAAGGAACGCCCAUAGGCAGCAGCCCUCAGAUGAGUGGAAUGGCAGCUUUAGCUGCAGCUGCUGCAGCCACACAGAAAAUCCCCCCUUCCCCUGGAGCCACUGUUCUCAAUAUGCCGGCCGGGGCGACAAUCGUAAAAACGGUGGCUGUGGCACCUGGGUCCACCACUCUCCCCACCACAGUAAAAGUGGCAUCUCCUGUCAUGGUAAGCAACCCUGCCACUCGCAUGCUGAAGACAGCUGCUGCCCAGGUGGGCAGUCCAACAGUGUCCAGUCCCACUACAGGUGCUCGGCCCAUUAUAACAGUGCACAAGUCGGGCACAGUUACUGUUGCCCAGCAGGCUCAGGUUGUGACCACUAUGGUGGGCGGGGUCACCAAGACCAUCACACUCGUCAAGAGCCCACUUUCCAUGGGAGGAGGUGGCACCCUGUUCUCUAACUUGGGCAAGGUCAUGUCAGUGGUACAAACCAAACCAGUGCAGACAGCUGCUGUGACUGGGCAGGCCUCCUCCAACCCAUUGACUCAGAUCAUACAGACAAAGGGUCCCCUCCCUCCCGGCACCAUUUUGAAGUUGGUAACGUCUGCUGAUGGAAAAACUACCACCAUAAUUACCACCUCUCAAGCAGGAGGCACAGGAAACAAGCCCACCAUCCUGGGCAUCAGUGGCAUGUCCCCCACUACCACCAACAAGCCGGGCACCACCACUAUCUUUAAAACAAUCCCCAUGUCUGCUUUACAACAGGGAGCUGCAGGUGUAACUAGUAGUGCAGGGGUGAAGAGCCCCAUCACCAUCAUUACUUCCAAGAUGAUGACAUCAGGAACUCCUGGCAAAAUUAUUACAGCAGUGCCUAAGAUUGGCACAGCAACAGGCCAGCAAGGCCUCACACAGGUUGUUUUGAAAGGUGCUCCAGGUCAGCCCAAUACCAUUCUUCGCACUGUGCCAAUGGGAGGAGUGCGUCUUGUUUCUCCAGUUUCCGUGUCUGGGGUCAAACCAACUGUAACCACAUUGGUUGUCAAGGGAACAACUGGUGUAACAACCCUUGGCACAGUCACUGGAACAGUUUCUAGCAGCUUAGCAGGAGGAAGCGUAACCAGUGCCAAUGCCACCCUGGCAACCCCCAUCACCACCCUGGGCACGAUUGCCACCCUCUCCAACCAGGUCAUAAAUGCCACCACUGUUUCAGCUGCUCAGAGCAACGUGACCACCGUCCCGUCCACCAUGCAGCCCACACAGGUGACACUCAUAACUACACCCAGUAGUGUGGAGGCUCAACCUGGCCAAGACCUGCCUGUUUCCAUUAUGGCCUCUCCCACCUCAGAGCAGCCCACCUCUACUGAAUCCGGGGCAGCUGAUGGCUCUAGCAGUGUAACUCUAGUGUGCUCCAACCCUCCGUGUGAGACUCACGAGACAGGCACCACCAACACAGCCACAACAGCGACAGCAAAUAUGGGGACUGGUCCGACUGGAACAGUGCAGAGGGUAUGCUCCAACCCGCCCUGCGAAACCCAUGAAACAGGUACAACAAACACUGCCACCACAGCAUCUGCCAACAUGGGCACUGUUCAGAGGGUGUGCUCAAACCCACCAUGCGAGACCCAUGAAACGGGCACCACCAACACAGCAACUACAGCAUCUUCGAAUAUAGGCACGGCCCCUACUGGCACAGUGCAGAGGGUGUGCUCCAACCCACCUUGUGAGACCCAUGAAACGGGCACCACCAACACGGCUACUACAGCUUUAUCUAACAUGGGAGGAGACCAAGCAGGAACGGUGCAGCGGGUUUGCUCCAACCCACCCUGUGAGACCCACGAAACAGGCACCACCAGCACAGCAACUACAGCUUCAUCUAACAUGGGUGGAGACCAAAUGGGAACUGUUCAGAGGGUGUGCUCCAACCCACCUUGUGAGACCCACGAGACUGGUACAACCAACACGGCCACAACUGCUACCUGCAAUAUGGAGACAGAUGAGGGAACAGUCCAACAGACUGGUGAAGCAUCAGAAUCUACCACCAGUACAGAGGGCCUGCCAUCCACUGCUGCACCCCAGAACAGAGCCAUCACCACAGUCACACAGGCAACACCUCUACCAGGACCAGCUGUUCCAUCUAUCUCUUCAAUCACUGAGUCCUCCUCCGAGGUGGGUGCUGAGCCUGUUGUAAUGGAAAGUGCGGAGGCAGAGUCCUUGCAGACAAAAGGCCAGGGUGAGGCAGAGGCGGUCACCAUGCAGGCAGAGUUCCAGACAGAAGCAGGGGCAGUGGCUAUAUCGAGUGAUUUCCAGGCAGAGGCAGCAGCCAUGCCAAGUGACUUCCAGGGAGAAGCCGAGGCAGUGGCCAUGCAGGCAGAGAGCCAGGCAGAGUCAGAGGCUGUGCCCAUGGAGCAUGAUGUUUCUGGCUUAGCAGAGGGAGAGGGGGCUCAGCUGCAUCUACCAGCAGCAGAGAUGGAGGGUAUCGAGUCUGCAUCAGCAUCCCAGGAUGCCGAGGCACUGGCCCUGCCCCCAGAACUGAUGUCAGAUGGACAGCCCACAACGCUGAUGGUGACGGGUCUGACCCCAGAGGAGUUAGCGGUCACAGCGGCCGCAGAGGCGGCGGCACAGGCUGCAGCCACAGAGGAAGCCCAGGCCCUCGCUAUCCAGGCUGUACUACAAGCAGCACAGCAGGCUGUUAUGAACUCAGAUGAGGCCAGAGGAGACCACCAGCAGACCCACACCAUACCCAUCGUUCUGACCCAGCAGGAGCUGGCGGCUCUGGUUCAGCAGCAGCAACAGCUCCAGGCGGCCCAGCAGCAGCAAGCCGCUGUCCAGGUCGCUUUCCCCACUGAGGGCUUGGCUCCGGCUGACAGCUUAAAUGACCCGUCAUCAGAGAGCAAUGGACACAACGAGAUAGCCGCCGCUGUCACAAGUGCAGUGGCCGCACUGCUGCCUCGGACUUCCGCAGAGACCUUGGCGCCAUCCAGCACUUUAGCGCCUGCAGUAGUCGCCAGUCCAGCGAAAUUGCAAGCAGCGGCAGCUCUCACUGAAGUGGCCAAUGGAAUCGAGGCUGCGAAACAAAAUCCUCCCACGGUUACCAUGAAACCUCAAGUGAAGAAAGAAAACCAGUGGUAUGAUGUUGGCAUUGUGAAAGUGACCAACAUGGUUGUAACACAUUUCUACAUGCCUGCAGAUGACUCUGCUUAUGUUGAUGAUGAUUCCGGCACAAGCCCUGACUACAGCCAGAUGAAGAAGGUGGAGCUUCAGCCUGGGACGGCCUAUAAGUUCAGAGUGGCGGGUAUAAACACAUGUGGUCGCGGUGCCUUUUCUGAAAUAUCUGCUUUUAAGACCUGCUUACCAGGCUUCCCAGGGGCACCGUGUGCCAUAAAGAUAAGCAAGAGUCCAGACGGCGCACACCUUACAUGGGAGCCUCCGUCAGUGACAUCAGGAAAGAUUACAGAGUAUUCAGUGUAUUUGGCCAUCCAAAGCAGCCAGACCACCGAGGCCAAAGCCUCUACCCCAGCUCAGCUCGCCUUCAUGCGCGUUUACUGUGGGCCCAACCCCUCCUGCCUGGUCCAGUCCUCCAGCCUGUCCAAUGCUCACAUAGACUACACCACCAAACCCGCCAUCAUCUUCCGCAUUGCGGCACGCAACGAGAAGGGUUAUGGCCCAGCUACACAAGUGCGAUGGCUGCAAGAGUCAAACAAAGAUGGCAUUUCUGCAAAGCCUGCCCCAAAAAGAGCAGUUUCUUCACCAGAUAUGAAAGGGAUUGGUCUAAAGAAAGCAAGAAUGGACCAGUGAUGCCCUCUCUCCAUUUGUCCUCCAAAAGCAGGAUGACUUAUCCCAUCUCCUAGCGCUCCAUCCGAAUUCAAGACAACUUCAACUGUCACCAGAGCAUCCAUUAAAAUGGCCCAAAACCAGAAAGGAAAUGGGGUUCAAAACAAUUUUUUUUCCAGGAAAAGCUUUUCUCUUUUAAUAGAAUCAGUGGAGAAAAGCACGUUACGUAGUUUAAUAUUUUUCCACCCAACUUAUUUGGACUGGGAAAUGAAUAAAAAAAAAAAAAAAAAUCUUUUUCCAUUGUACAGUCUUCCACUCAGCUUUCCCCAUUUCUUUCAACACGUAUUUUCAAAGAUCAGAUGUAAGAUAUAUGUAAGAUGUUUGUUCAGCUUUCAGCGUUCAAAUGAAGUUACUCUCUUUCCUGUGAUGGACUUCAGGGUGAUGUUUUAGAGAGGGAGGAUGUCUGAAUGGAGAUGAGUCUUGAUGUCUUUCUCAUGGUGGGGGGAGAAAAUGGAAUUGGGAAA
Molecule: messenger RNA, 6483 nt
Organism: Myxocyprinus asiaticus (Chinese sucker)
Lineage: Eukaryota; Metazoa; Chordata; Actinopteri; Cypriniformes; Catostomidae
Product: host cell factor 1-like
Exons: 28
Coding region: 647-5983 (1778 amino acids)
Biological process (GO): chromatin remodeling; regulation of DNA-templated transcription
Cellular component (GO): histone methyltransferase complex
Molecular function (GO): protein binding; transcription coactivator activity
Source: RefSeq, a predicted model, not a curated record